AUGCGAACUCGCUUUCUGAACAACGACUACUUCACUCUCCCUCCAUCCCAAAACCACCAAACCAUCCCUUUCCUCAACCUCCCUAUCCCUCACCUCCCUCCGCCGCCUUCCUCCACCAUCCACCACCACUUCUACUCUCCUCUCCCUAACGUAUCCCUCCACAUCGACCCCUUCCCUAUCGACUCCGCACUCUCCUCCUUCCUCUCCGCCGUCCUCCCUCACAGAAUCGCGCUUCCCAAUCCAGAUCGUUCCUCCUCCGUAGCCGAAUUUAGAAAUCUCGAGCGAGAAGCGGAUUUUAUCUUCGAAGAUUGUGUCUCUGAUGCUGAUAUUGAAUUUUCCAAAGAGAGUGAAACGGUUGAUCGUUGUAAUGAAAACGAAGUCGUUUAUGAACCGAUUCAGUUCGAAACACACGAGCUUGAUGCACUCUUGGAAAAUGCAUGCUUUACUGAGAAGGAGAGGAUGCAAAUGCUGUCUCAAACUCCAGAGGUUGAAAAUAGCAUGGAAAUGCCCAUGCUUGAGUCAUCGACGCAGUACCCUUAUGAGGCUCUGGAAUCAAUAUCAAGGAUUGAGGAUGUUAUUUCCGAGUACCUUAAGGGCGAUAACUCAUGUGCCUUAGAAGGUAAUAUUUCUGUUGAGCACCAGCCACACGCUGACAAAAAGACAUUUCUCAUCUUGGAAGUGGAUGAGGAAAGUUUGGGAAUUCCCACACGCUUAUCUAUUGAAGAAAUUUUUGAAUCAUAUUUUGGAAAUAUCAGACCUCAAAGUCUUGAUGAACAAUAUCAGUCCACAACAGAGGGCAAGGAACUUUUGGAUUCUCAAGUGCAUGACACGGUGAAAUUGUUCUCAGAAGACUGUGUAGCAAAGAAGAGUUUGGUCUUAUCAGAUCUGUUUCCAGAAAGAGAUUUCAUAAAUAUGUUGGAAAAUGAACAUGUGGAUUGGAAUGUCGCCCUGGAUGGGACAUUGCAGGCUGAUAGUGCUUUGUUAGUGAAUCUCAUCACCUUCCAGGAGUUUGUGUUCCUUGAUGAGGAUAUGAUUAAUACUUUUGAAGCUUUCUAUGAUACAAAAGCAUCGGGUGAUCUAGAAACAAGUGAAUUGAUGUUCAAGAAAGAGUUUAACUUUAUGAGUUUUGAUGAAUUGAUUGUUAGUAAUGAGAUGGCACUAACUGAUGACACAUUCAAAUCAUUUCCUGUACCUGUAAUCUCUGAUCACAAAAAGAUGAUAAAUGUUCAUGGUUUCAUCGAAGAACUGUUUUUCAACAUGAAAACCCAACCCCUAUACGCAUCUGAUGGAAUUUACUUAAACUGGGAUCUACUGGAAGAAGAUAAAUGCAAUUACAAUAUAUCUAAUUGGUAUCAGAACACAUGGGCAAAGAUAGAUAUUAACUACCAUGAUUUCAGAGGGAAAUCUUUAGACAAUAGAAAAUUGAUAUUUGAUUUAGUUUUCUUUGGGGAAAAUAUAGGUGAACGUGACCUUAAAAAUAGCGAAGAGUUGCAGAAGUUGCUUUCUGAUAGCAUUUCUCAGCUUGACAUUCAGCUUGUAGAAUUUGCUGCGAGCACACUAUUAGAACAUGGAUCUUCCAACAAAGGAUGUCGAAAACAAUUACCUGAAAAAAAUGCACAGAGGCCUCCGUUAUUAUUUAAGUCUAUGUCAGAAGUCGGCAACCAUGGUGAUAAUAUAGGUAACUCUGACCUUCAACUAAGUGAAGAGUUGCAAGAGUUGCUUUCUCAUAGUAUGUCUCAGCUUGACAAUCAGCCUAUAGAAUUUGCUGCAAGGAAAAUAUUAGGAAAUGGAUCUUCCAAUCAAGGAUGCCGAGAACAAUUGCCCGAAAGAAAUGCAGAGAGGGCUUCAUUAUUAUUUAAGUCAAUGUCAGAAAUCAGCAACCUUGAUUAUUUCUUAAACCCUCAAAAAGCAACUGUUAAGGAGAGUUGCUAUUUUGCAGUAGAUUCCACCAAUGCUAAUGUUAAUAUCCCAAAAGUUACAUCCACAGAAUUGAAAGCUGGUCUACAGUCACAAGGAUGGCACACUAUUCUGCAUAGAGUUAAACUCUCUGACAAUAUUGUGGCCCUUACUAGAUAUUUUGAAAAAAGCUAUCUAGCUAUAUUGCAGAGUGAUACAGAGUUGACAAAGACGCAUAAAUCAGAUGUACAUUAUUUUGAAUUGCUGAGUCUCGAAAAGCACAAGCUGAUUGAAUUCCAUUCAAAUGGAAAUAAUAUGGCGUUUAUUGUGUUAAGUGCAAUUAAACAGGCUGCUUGGUACUUAUGUUUCUAUGGUCUCAAUCCAGCAUGCUUGUACGUAGACAAACUAUGUCAAAGCAUGGAGUACUUGAAAUCUAGAUUAGGCAUCCUUCAAUCUUUGAUCAAAGAUGAAAAUAGGAAGAUGGAAAACAAUAUUACUAUGGCACACCCUUCGCUGACAAUUGUCAUGGAAAUUUUACAGGCAAACAUCAAACGAGAUUGUUUGAAAGUUUUAAUUGUGACUGAAGAAGUAUUCUGGUGGUCUGUGAAAAAUCUCCUUAUUUCCUUGGGGUUAUCAUUCGGUGACCUAAAUAAUUCUUACAGAAAUCAGUCAUAUUCAAAUAAUCCUCCCGAGGACACUGAUACUAAAAUGAAGGAACUUCUGAGUUCGGAUUGCUUGCUGGUUUCAUACGAGAAUGUUUCUCCAUUAUUUCCAUUCAACAAAUUUGGCGUUAUCUUGGAAUAUGGUGGUCCAAAUAGCUCAUCUAAAAUAUCUGAACUUUCACCAAACUCAGUUGGAUUGCCUAAUCUUCAUUUUUUGAGGGUUGAAUUGGAUGACCAUGCCAAUCUCAAAGCACUAUGUCAAGGUGUUGAAAUGCCCCCAUCCACUGAAAUGUUGCUGGAAAGUGAGACUCCUCUUAUUUUCAAUCACAAGGAAAGUAUGGUAAAUCAAAAGUUAGAACGACUACUGAACUUUUAUCCCGUGGAACAAAGCUAUGAUAUAAAAUCAUCAAAGAUUGCACUUGAAGCAGACAAUUUUGUGCCUCUAAUUCCUGCUGUGAAAACUGAGCAUGGCCAUCAAAGCUUGGAGCCUUUUCUUGGAUCAGUUAUCAUCGUCAAUACUCAAAAUGCAGAUAAGGAUAUGAUAGUGUCUAGAAGAAGCUCUUAUCAAGUAAUUCUUGCGAUGGAGAAAGGAGGAAUUCAAGUUGUUGAACGCGAUUUAGAUUUGCCAGUGGAUGUUAUAUUAAGUUCAGCAGUUUGCUUGGCAUGGUAUGAUAGUAGAAACCUUGGGAAGAAAGAAACUCCAGCUACUGAGGCAUCUUCAAGCUUGCCUUUAUGUAUUGAGAACAUUGCAACUGAUGUUCUGCCAUUGCUUAGUGUUUACUUCCACAGCUGUUUUCUGGUCUUUGAAGGGGAAUUUAACUUUCUUUCAACUGUUAUGGAGUCCUCAGAUGGACUUUAUGCAGCAGCAACAAGUCUGGGUAUUGAUUUGCAGGUCUUCUUCUCUUACUCACCUGAGUUGACCAAUGAAAUUAUGAUAAACUGCAUUAAGAGUACUGCCAUUCAGACAAGGGGUCUGUAUCCUAAAAUGCCUGAUUCGGUAACUCUAGCAGAGUCAUUUCUUACGCAAUUUCCUGGAAUAAAUACUUUAACAGCACACUCUAUACUAUCUUCAGGGGCUACACUUAAUGAGUUUCUUGCAUGGUCACAUGAACAAAUGAUACAUGUUUUAAAAAAAUAUCAUGUCCCGGAAGAAAGCCUUUCUCUAUUAAGUGUUUUCUGCAAAUAUGGGGAACGGGAGGGUUCAAAAUCCAUAAUGACAGACUGUUCCUCUUCGGUAUCUUCUGGUCCAGACUCAGAUCGGUGUCAUUUUUAUCAAGCUGACACUAAAAGAAAAAGAACAAACCCUGUAAUCAUUCAUCAGGAGGAGGAACUGUGCUUUGAUGAAUUGUUGCAAUUUGAAACACGAAACCAAGUUGUUGAGGCUGUCCCUGAUUCGUCUACCUUGCAGAGUCCUUUGAAUCUUGGUAUGUCAAAAGAUGCUGGGAGAUCCAGAGACUUAGGGAAAGCUAAUUUGCACAUGAGCGAUGCGUUUUGCCAAAAGCAAAGAAACAUUGCGCCAACAAUGAGAAACCUUUCCAGUGUAUCCCCCGCAUCAUGGAACUGCAGAGCACCCCAAAUAUCAGAGCAGCAAGAACAGCCCAGUUUAUCUUUCAAAAAUAGUGAAGAGUUUGCUCAAAAUAAAAGAACAGAUACUGUUUUGAUGGGCAAAAAUUUGAAUUGGCAUGACCGUGGUAAUUUUGAAAACGUUAGAGGUGAGGUGGUUGACUUGACUGACAGUCCUCUAUUCGAUGAAAGCUUCUCUAUUUCUGACUCCAUGCAUUUCCCAAAUUUGAUAACCGAGGAGGAGAAAGAUCAUAUUAGAAAGCAUAAAAUUUCCAGGAAGUUGUCAUUUGAUAAUAGCAUUCACCAAGCAAGCAACUCAAUGUGGAAAUCUAUGAAAGAUACAGGAGAAGUUGAUGAUCAUGCAGAACCAGAUUUUGGAAAAAAUGCAUUUCCUCUUGAUUUCAGCACCCAUGAAAACAUUGAUUCCACUCCAGUAAGAAACCUAGGAGGAUUAACUUUCCAGGAGGGAGUGUCAUAUUUGAGCGAAACUCCACUCUCACGUGUCCGCAGGUCAGCUAGUCCAUUAAAGCAUUCACCUUGGACCACUGAAUUUAUUAAUAAAGUAAAAGAAAAGAGCAAAUUGCGUCAAAAAUCAUUAUUGUGUGGGAAUUCCAGUUCUGGUUUUGGGUAUCAGGGGAAUAUUUCAAAAUUUUGUAAGAGAAGUCCCUCUAUACUUGAGUCUUUUAGGUACCAACCUAGUAAAACACCAGGAAAUAUGCCGGAACAGAAAAGACUGAAGCAAUCUGGACAAUCUUCAAACUCUGCCAAGAAAGGAAGAUAUUCUGUUCCUGUAUCCGCUUGUACUCCUAAUGACAAGAGAUCGACGAAGACACUGACAUUUGGGAGGAGUACAAGUGGAAGCCAAACUAAGCUGGUCUGGAGUGAUCAAAGAAAGUUAUCUUAUCAGGCACAGUAAUCCACCACUGGAGAGAAGAAUAGAGAUUUAUAUUAUAUACGACCCUGGGUUUAACUAACCUUUUGAAACGAGGUUUGAUAAAGCAUAACUAUGAAGUGUGUUUCUCAUGAUUUAAGUUUCAUGUACUAAAUUUGGCUUCCUCGUACUAAAA
Molecule: messenger RNA, 5188 nt
Organism: Cicer arietinum (chickpea)
Lineage: Eukaryota; Viridiplantae; Streptophyta; Magnoliopsida; Fabales; Fabaceae
Product: protein SHORTAGE IN CHIASMATA 1
Biological process (GO): resolution of meiotic recombination intermediates; reciprocal meiotic recombination
Source: RefSeq, a predicted model, not a curated record